AUGGAAGAACAACACCCAGUGACAAAUUCGAAAAGUCGAAAAAGACAAGAUGGGAACAAAAGCCAGAAAAGCUCCAAGUCUCCAGGUCAGGCGAAAGAGCAUAAGGACCAACUGGAAAGACUUAGUGAAAAGGACCCAGAGUUCUAUGAUUUCUUAAAAGAGCAUGACCAGGAACUUCUACAAUUUAAUGAUGAGGACAUCGAUGAAGAUUCAGAUACUAACUUGAAAGAAGAUGAAACACCGGUAGAUGAUGAAAUACAAGUGGAUGAAGAGACUGGCCGUCAUGAUGUUGUACAAAAGAAAAAGAAACCAUCUAAAAAAGUUAUAACUAGUGAAAUGGUUGAUUCCUGGUGCAACUCAAUUAGAGAAGAUGGGAAGUUGAGUGCUAUUCAUUCUCUAAUGAAAGCUUUCCGCACUGCCUGCCACUAUGGUGACGAUAAGGAGGAUGAGUCUAUGUUAGAUUUCGGUGUUAUGUCUAGCAGUGUCUUUAAUAAAGUGAUGUUAUUUGUACUUAAGGAAAUGGAUGGAAUAAUCCGAAAAUUGUUGGAGCUCCCUGCUUUUGGUGGGAAGAAGGAGACCAUACUAAAUGCGAUGAACACAAAACGAUGGAAGAACUACAACCAUUUAGUGAAGUCAUAUCUUGGAAAUGCCUUACAUGUCUUGCGUCAAAUGACUGACACAGAAAUGAUAUCAUUUACUUUACGGCGUCUUCAAUACUCGUCCAUAUUUUUGGCUGCUUUUCCUGUUCUCUUAAGGAAGUACAUUAAGACUGCUGUAGACUUAUGGGGUUUAGGGGGAGGUUCCCUCCCUCUUGUCUCCCUUCUGUUUCUAAGAGAUUUAUGUGUUCGGCUUGGAUCUGAUUGCUUAGAUGAAUGCUUUAAGGGGAUGUACAAAGCCUAUGUCUUGAACUGCCAGUUUAUAACUGCAGCAAAAUUGCAACAUGUCCAAUUUCGUGCAAAUUGUGUAAUUGAACUCUAUGGUGUAGACCUUCCCACUGCGUAUCAACAUGCCUUUGUUUUCAUUCGACAAUUAGCAAUGAUUUUGCGGGAAGCACUCAAUGCAAAAACUAAGGAAGCAUUCCGAAAGGUGUAUGAGUGGAAGUUCAUGAACUGCCUUGAGCUCUGGACUGGGGCCAUCUCUUCCUACGGCUCAGAAGCCGACUUUAGGCCUGUUGUGUAUCCCCUGGCCCAAAUAAUUUAUGGGGUAGCCCGUCUAGUUCCAACUGCUAGAUAUUUUCCCCUUAGAUUGAGGUGUGUUAGAAUGCUUAAUCGAAUUGCUGCUUCGACGGGUACUUUCACACCGGUUUCUAUGCUACUUUUGGACAUGCUUGAAAUGAAAGAACUGAAUAGGCCUGCCACAGGCGGUGUUGGCAAAGCUCUUGAUUUGCGUACUAUACUUAAGGUUAGCAAGCCAACACUGAAGACCAGAGCAUUUCAGGAGGCAUGUGUGCUAUCUGUUGUUGAUGAGCUUGCUGAGCAUUUGGCGCAGUGGAGCUAUUCUAUUGCUUUCCCUGAGUUGUCUUUUAUUCCAGCUGUACGAUUGCGCAGCUUCUGCAAAUCAACCAAGGUUGAGAGGUUCCGGAAAGCAAUGAGGGAGCUUAUUCGUCAGAUUGAGGCUAACUGUCAGUUUACAAAUGAAAGGCGUAUGUCAAUUUCUUUUCUACCAAAUGAUCCUGCAGCUGCAUCUUUCUUGGAGGAUGAGAAAAAGUCAGGGGUAAGCCCUCUAUCGAAGUAUAUUUUAACUCUACGCCAAGUAGCGCAACAAAGAAAUGAUUCAUUGUUUGAAUCCAGUGUUCUCGUGGGGGAGCAUUCAUCUGUAUUUGGAAGUAAAGUACGGGAAAGUGACGAAGAAUAUGACCCCAAGGAUGAGGAAGGCACUACUGUCUUCAGUUCAUCCUGGUUACCAGGAACCGAUUCCAAGGCAAAACAACCCAAAGAUACGAAAAAGAAGAAAAGGAAGAGAAAGACUGAGCACCAGGACCAAGUAGCCAUGGAUGAAGAUAUUGUUCAGGACUUGGUGCUCAGUUCUGAUGAAGAAGAUGGGUCUUUAAGCAACACCUUCUCGGCUGAGGAAGAUGAAGUGGUGAAACCAGCGCCUUCAAAACUGGAAAGCAAGAAGCAUAAACACUCUACAAAUACAUCAAAGAAGAAUGAGGCAAAUGGCGGAAAGUCAUCUGCGAGAGAGCUCCUACGUCUUGCUCCCACAGCAUGCUUCAAGGCAGCAACAAUGAAAGUUAGACAUCUUCCUCACCUAUGGAAAAAAAAAACAGAAGGGUUCAGAAAGCAUUUCAAAAAGACAUUCGCACAGAGACCCAAGGAUCCUUUGUGA
Prunus armeniaca (apricot) is the source of this 2328-nucleotide messenger RNA. The record is from the annotation of a GenBank genome assembly. NCBI's taxonomy places the organism in Eukaryota, Viridiplantae, Streptophyta, Magnoliopsida, Rosales, Rosaceae.